CUGUACUCUUACAAUUUGCCUUGUAUUAACCUCAAUAUCCUAGCUAAGACUCCUCCAAUUAAAGUGUAAGUAUUGAUCCCACACGAGAACAACAUUUGCAAUUAAUUAUCUGCAAUUACCUUUUUGGAUAUGCACUCCAACAGCAAAUGGAUACAGGGAAAGAGGUUCUGUCAUUACCACUUUUUUCCCAUUAAUUAAUUAAAGUAUAAACUAAAAUUGUGGUAAUCUCAAACAAAUUGUGGUAAUCUCAAGUGAGAUUGCUAGAUUGUACAACUUUCUUUGCUUAAAAGCAAGCUGUAUAUGACUAUCUUAAGGUAUGCAUGCAUGCAUCCUGAUAUUAUAAAAGGGUCUCUUCCAUCGGGGAAUUAGACAGAUCGAACGAUGUUUGGAUUGAAAAUAGUUAUCCUCCUGAUCGUAGUAGUAGUAUGGACAGAAAGAGUGACGUCGACAUACUCUGGCAUUGGUGGUGUCAAGGCCAUGGGGGAGCAGCAGAUGGAGAAUGAGAUCAGUUAUAUUCAUAGUCAAGCUGCAGGGACAUUUGAGGAGGAGGAACAGAAGAUAGGGGAUGGCGGUGGAAGCUGGACAAUGGUGCAGAGGAAAGGAAAACAGUUUGUGUUGAAUGGCGGGGGACAACCUUUCUACAUUAAUGGGUUUAACACUUAUUGGCUGAUGGUAUUUGCAGCUGAUUUAUCCACUAGAGGGAAGAUCAGUGAGACAUUUCAGCAGGCAUCUUCUUUGGGUCUAACCGUAUGUAGGACUUGGGCUUUCAAUGAUGGACAAUGGAGGGCUCUUCAGAAAUCACCAUCUGUUUAUGAUGAACAAGUCUUCCAAGCAUUAGAUUUUGUAGUGAAUGAAGCAAAAAAAUAUAAGAUAAGGCUGAUAUUGUCAUUAGUCAACAACUGGGAAGCAUAUGGGGGGAAAGCACAAUAUGUUAAAUGGGGUAGAGAGAUUGGUGGCCUUAAUAAUUUAACUUCAGAUGACGAUUUCUUCUCACAUCCAACACUCAAAGCCUACUACAAAUCCCAUGUCAAGACGGUUCUUAAUAGAGUGAAUUCAGUGAAUAACAUCACUUAUAAAGAUGAUCCUACAAUCUUCGCUUGGGAACUAAUGAAUGAGGCACGCUGUACCUCAGACCCCUCUGGAGAUAAACUACAGGCAUGGAUAGAAGAAAUGGCAGUAUAUGUGAAAAGUAUUGAUCCAAAACACUUGGUUGAGAUCGGAGUUGAAGGGUUCUAUGGUCUUACAAAUCCCAACAGGGCUGAUCAGGUCAACCCAAAUGCAUACGCUAAACAAGUUGGAACAGACUUCAUAAGGAACCACCAGGUUCUUGGCAUUGAUUUUGCCUCGGUUCAUAUUUAUUCCGACUCUUGGAUUUCUCAAUCAAUUAGUGAUGAACACCUCCGGUUCGUCAAAUCAUGGAUGCAAAGUCACAUUGAGGAUGCAGAGAAUCUCCUCGGGGGAAUGCCAGUGGUGUUCAGUGAGUUUGGAAUAUCGAGAAAGGAUGUUGGUUACAACUCCUCUUUCAGAGACACUUUUUUGAGCACUGUUUAUAAGAACAUCUUGGAUUCUGCAAAGGCCGGAGGCCCUGGGGCUGGGGCUCUUCUUUGGCAGCUCUUCCCGGAGGGUACAGACUACAUGGAUGAUGGCUAUGCGAUCAUCCCUUCUGCCUCUCAAUCUGUCUCAAAUGUCAUCUCUCUUCAUUCAACAAAGCUCAACACCUUCAAUUCUUUUUGUUCCUGGAAAUGCCAUUGGGGCUGCAGGAAGAAGAAGAACAACAACAACUUCAUGCCUUUUCCCAAUAAUAUUGCUGUUGAUGAACAUGAGUUUUAAUUCAUUCAAGUAGACUGCAUCUAAUUGAACAAGAUCAAGAAGACAUGCUUAUAUUAUGUCAAGUCUAAUAAUACAUUUGGCUUAAAUCCAAAUCCAAAGUUUUACAUAAAAGCAAUCAGAAUUCCUUACUUAGCUUUCUCAACU
Impatiens glandulifera is the source of this 1974-nucleotide messenger RNA. RefSeq names its product mannan endo-1,4-beta-mannosidase 6. NCBI's taxonomy places the organism in Eukaryota, Viridiplantae, Streptophyta, Magnoliopsida, Ericales, Balsaminaceae. Gene Ontology annotation, molecular function: hydrolase activity, hydrolyzing O-glycosyl compounds. The record is from RefSeq and is a predicted model, not a curated record. Bases 382 to 1830 code for a protein of 482 amino acids. The transcript has 5 exons.